AUGACUUCAAGAACUCCCUCUCCCGAGUUCUCACCCUUAGCCAUGGGGUUCGAAUUCGCGCCCCUUCCCACCUACAAAGCCGCAACCACCAGCACCGUGAAUUUCUCCGGUCUUCUCGAACCCCCACUAAAGCUCCACGAAGAUCUCUCCAAAGGAUGUGGUGGUCAGCUUUGGCCGGCUGGCAUGGUGCUUGCACAGCACAUGUUGCGGUACCAUAAGGAUUCUUUGAGAAAUGCUAAGAUUCUCGAACUCGGUGCUGGGGGUGGUUUGGUGGGUUUAGCUGUGGCUCUUGCAUGUGAUCUUCAACACCCUUUGAUGCUUUCGGAUAUGGAUGUCAUGUUUGAGCUUAUGAAGAGUAAUAUUUCCCUGAAUGAAAUAGAGUCGAAAGUCGAGCCACUCAUUUUGAAUUGGGGCGAGCCAUUACCUGAUCUAGUAGUGAAGAAUAAACCGGAUAUUAUUCUAGCAGCCGAUUGCGUCUAUUUUGAGCCAGCAUUUCCAUUACUUCUUCAUACCUUGGAAGAACUUCUAAACUUAUCAAAAGAUGCGGUCAUCUAUUUCUGUUUCAAGAAAAGAAGGAGGGCAGACAUGCAUUUUAUGAAGAAUGCAAAGAAGAAGUUCUUGAUUGAGGAGAUCGAAGAUCAGGACAAAGAAACCUUUACAAGAGAGGGAUUGUUCUUGUACACAUUCAAGCGGAAACCAUGA
Sclerotinia borealis F-4128 is the source of this 702-nucleotide messenger RNA. The record is from the annotation of a GenBank genome assembly. Lineage: Eukaryota; Fungi; Ascomycota; Leotiomycetes; Helotiales; Sclerotiniaceae.